Molecule: messenger RNA, 4228 nt
Organism: Polychytrium aggregatum
Lineage: Eukaryota; Fungi; Chytridiomycota; Chytridiomycetes; Polychytriales
Product: subtilase family-domain-containing protein
Exons: 17
Coding region: 16-3942 (1308 amino acids)
Biological process (GO): proteolysis
Cellular component (GO): cytosol
Molecular function (GO): serine-type endopeptidase activity; tripeptidyl-peptidase activity
Source: RefSeq, a predicted model, not a curated record
CAGACAGCCCGCACCAUGGUCCAAAAAUUCCCCUUCGAUGGCAUGCUGCCAAAGCAUGAAACCCAAGCCUUCUCUUUCAUCUCGAACCAUCCCGAGUACGAUGGCCGCGGAACAGUCAUCGCCAUCUUGGAUACCGGCGUCGAUCCCGGCUCCCCGGGUCUGCAGGUUACCAGCGACGGCAAGCCCAAGGUCAUCGACACCAUCGACUGCACGGGCUCUGGCGAUGUCUCCAUGAGCACCGUCGUUGAGGCCACCGUCGUCACCGAGGAGGACGGCACUGUCAAGCGCACCUUGCAGGGUCUCUCCGGCCGAACCCUGGCCAUCGGCAACUGGGAGAACCCAACGGGCAAAUACCGUCUUGGUGUCAAGUCCUACGUCGACCUGUUCCCCCACGAUGCUCUCGACCGUCUGAAGAAGGAUCGCAUCAAGGCCUUUGAGCUUGAGCACCACAAGCUCGCCACCAGCGCCCAGGACCGCCUCGCUCAGUUCGAGCGCGAUCACCCUACUCCUUCCGAGGAGGAGGAGAAGAUCAAGGCGGACCUCAAAGCUCAGGUCGAGGUCCUCCGGGACCAGAUCAAGGGCUUCAAAGAUCCCGGCAUGAUUUUUGAUGCUGUUGUCUUCCACGACGGCACCAAGUGGCGCGCCGUUGUGGAUAUCUCCCAGAGCGGCAACCUCGAAGGCCUGCCCCUGCUGACCAACUAUGCCGACGAGCGGCAGUUCGUCCGGUUCGACGACCGCAGCUAUCUCAACUUCUCUGUCAACAUUUACGAUGAGGGCGAGUCGCUCAGCAUCGUGUCUCUUGCAGGUACCCACGGCAACCACGUCGCAGCCAUCACCGCUGCUUACUUCCCCGAAGAUCCCCGACUGAACGGCGUUGCUCCUGGAGCCCAGAUCAUCUCCCUGAAGAUUGGCGACAACCGUCUUGGAUCGGCCGAAUGCAGCGCUGGCCUGGUGCGUGCUGCCAUCGAGCUUGCUCGCCUCAAGUGCGACCUGGCCAACAUCUCGUACGGAGAGGCUGCUGCCAUCCCAAACCAAGGGCGUUUCAUCGAGAUCUUGCGUGACGAGGUCAUCAACAAGAGCAACUGCGUUGUUGUGUCGUCGGCCGGCAACGAGGGCCCCGCUCUCAGCACGCUUGGUGCUCCCGGCGGCACUUCCUCCGGCGUCAUCGGCGUCGGCGCUUAUGUCUGCCACUCGAUGAUGGAUGCCGAGCACUCGCUGCUCAAGCGCGUGGACGAGACUCCCUACACCUGGUCCUCCCGUGGCCCCACCACCGAUGGCGACGUUGGUGUCGAUAUUUUUGCUCCAGGUGCCGCGAUCACCUCUGUUCCUCAGUACACCAUCCAGGCCGCCCAGCUCAUGAACGGCACAUCCAUGUCGAGCCCCAAUGCCUGCGGCUGCUUGGCUCUGCUCGUCUCGGGUCUCAAGGCCGAGGGCAUCUACUACACGCCGUAUCUGCUCAAGUCCGCUAUCCAGUACUCCGGCAAGGAUGUCCAGGACCCCCUGGGCACCAAGUUCAUACAAGUCGAGCAGGCCUGGGAGCACCUGAACAAGCUCGUGGGCCCCACCAAGGGCAAUUACGAUGCGAACGAUCUCGUCGGAGGCAAGAAGCUGCACUACGAUGUGCAUUACGAUAUCUCGGUCAAGGACCGCCAGAACGCCCGCGGCAUCUAUCUCCGCGAGCUGCAGGAAACCACCUCUGUCUCGCAGAGCCUUGUCAGUGUCGACCCCAAGUUCCCCAACCACGACGAUCCGGCCCAGAACCCCCUGAAGCUCAAGCUGGAAUGCUAUGUGUCGCUCGUGACCACACAGAAGUGGAUCAGCGCCCCGUCGCACAUCUACAUCAACAACGGCGGCCGCGCCUUCUCCGUUCGGGUCAAUCCCACCAAUCUGGCCCCUGGCCUGCACUUUGGCGAGGUUCUCGCCAUCGACAGCACCGCCCCAGAGCUGGGCCCGCUCUUCAGAGUGCCCGUGACUGUGUGCAAGCCCGAGGUGGUCGAGAAUGCCCUGGUCAAGUACAACAACCUCAGCUUCGAGCCCGGCACCAUCAUCCGCAAGUUUGUGAGCGUUCCGACCGAGGCCAACUUUGCCGAGCUGACCGUGCGCAUCGACAACCGCGACGCCCCCGGCAUCUUCAUUGCCCAUCUUGUCCAGCUGCAGGCCCAGACCUCGUUUGCCAAGAACGAGCACAGCUACUGGCUCGGCCUCAACAACACCGGGACCCGUGACAGCGACGACAAGAAUGUCUACAAAAAGACCUUCUCUGUCCUUCCUGGCGUGACCCUCGAGGUCUGUCUGGCGCAAUUCUGGUCGACGCUCGAUGAGUCUACUGUCAGCGUCGAGGUUGUCUUCCACGGGAUUGGCGUGGUUUCGUCUGGCUGUGCCCUCGGCGACAGCAGCGUCACCGCCGGUGGAACGAACAUUUGGCUCAACAGCGGCAACAACGGAUUCGACCGUCUCGACAUUGUCGCUGGUAUCCGAAAGGAGAACAUUGCCCUCAAGGCCAAUCUUGACAUCCACCGUCGCUCGAUCCGCCCGUCCGAGACAUUGACGGCUCCCCUCAAGUCGCGCGAUGUCUUGCCGGACGGCCGCCAGCUCCAUGAGCUUGUCCUGACCUACACAGUCAAGACUGCCGCCGCCGCCAAGACCACGUUCCGGUUCCCUAAACUCAAUGACGUCCUGUACGAUAGCGCUGUGGAGGGAUUCUUUGUUGUCGUUUUUGACGCCAACAAGAAGGUGGUCUCGUCGCAGUAUACCUUUAGCGAUCGCACCAAGAACGUUGACCUGAACGAAGGCACCUACACCGUGCGAGCCCAGGUUGUCUCGGGAUCCGUCGAGCUUCUCGACAAGCUCAGCAGCAUGCCCUUGAUUGCAGAUGCCGCCUUCAAAGCCGCUUCGCUGCCGGUGUACUCAGCCAUCUCGGAUCUGAUUGCGGGCUCGAGCGCCGGCCUCAAGACCAAGUCGCUCAAGAAGGGCGAGCGCACCGCGGCCUGGGUGGGUCCUCUGGACGACUCGAGCCUGCCCAAGGGUGCCCAGCCCGGCGAUUUGCUGAUUGGCACAGUGGAGGUCGCCGGGGAUGGCGCCUCGAUCGACGGAGGGCUCUACAAGGCCUUCUACCUCGUCCCCAGCGAGAAAAAGUCUGCCGACAAGCCCGCCAAGACCGCGGAGGAGCCCAAGAGCGAUGCCGAGCAGCUCAAGGAGGCCAUCCGCGAUCUCGAGAUCAGCUGGAUCAAGAAGAUCAAGGACGAGGAUGUGCUCAAGGCCCUGACCGAGAAGCUCCAUGCCGAGUACCCGACGCAUCUGCCCCUCCUUACUACUCGCCUCGAGGCUCUUGCUGACAAGAUCAAGUCUGCUGAGGACGCCGAGCUGCUUGCCGAGAUCCAGACCCUGAUCGACACGGUGCUGCAGGUUGUGGAUCUGGACCAGCUCGCGAUCUAUUUCGGCGUCCAGCACGACCUCACAAGCGAGCGCGAGAAGCAGCGCAAGAAGGAAAAGGACGCCCAGAAGGAUGCAGUCAUCCUGGCGCUCCGAACUCGUGCCAAGGUUCUGCAACUCCAGGUCCAGAAGCUCGACGGCAAGAAGGACGAAGCCGAAGCCCCGCAAGAGUCGGACGCCGAUGUUCCUCCCGUGAGCGAGAAGGAGGACUUGACCAAGCAGUACGAUCAGACCCUCGAGGAAUAUGCCAAGUGGCAGGCUGACCAGUACAGCAACGGUGCCUUCCUGAAGCUCUGGGCCUGGAGAGAGUCGCAGAAGGGACUCUAUGGCCAGGUUCUGAAGCACCUCAACAAGUAUCUCGCCGAGGCCAAGAACAUCGAGUCGCCUGAGUGGAAGGAGCUCAGCGCUCUUCGACGCGAGAUCUACAGCGCCCUUGGCUGGACGAUCUGGAAGGACUAUGAGGAGACGUGGUCUGUCCUGAACGAGCCCAAGUCGUAUGCCCCGUUUUAAGGCCCUCUCUCGUUGCUUCUUCUCCACACCGGAGAGGGAGGGGAAUGUGUGCAUGAUUAUGAUUAUGAUUAUGAUUAUGAUUGACGUUCAAGCGGGAGUGAAGCAAAUACCGCAACCGCGUUUGUGCUCCGCCAUCCGAGAUGAUACAUGCAUAUCCAUGGAUGAACUGCAGUUGAAUACACAACCAGUCUCAUGAUGUGUUGGGAGAGAAACACUUUGGAGUGUCCACAGAACGAAACGAGAGACACUCCGAGUAUGAAUGCUCAUUGACCGUGGUUGUGUUUUC